This is a messenger RNA of Monodelphis domestica (gray short-tailed opossum), 3728 nucleotides long. It is a transcript of the gene MED10, whose product is annotated as mediator complex subunit 10. Gene Ontology annotation, molecular function: transcription coregulator activity. Lineage: Eukaryota; Metazoa; Chordata; Mammalia; Didelphimorphia; Didelphidae. Gene Ontology annotation, biological process: regulation of transcription by RNA polymerase II. Gene Ontology annotation, cellular component: mediator complex. The record is from RefSeq and is a predicted model, not a curated record.
AAGGUAUGAGCAGAAAGGGGCAGGGCGAAGAACGGAAGCGGAAGUAUCUGCGGGGUGCCGGCCGGAAGUAGGAAGCAGUCUAGCGGCGGCUACGGCAACGACGGCGGAGUUGGCGUCGUGGUCUCCCUGGUGCGGUUUAAAGAAGCGGCGGCUUCGCGAAGCCUGGAGAUGGCGGAGAAGUUUGACCACCUGGAGGAACAUCUGGAGAAAUUCGUGGAGAACAUCCGUCAGCUCGGCAUCAUCGUCAGCGACUUCCAGCCCAGCAGCCAAGCGGGGCUCAACCAGAAACUGAAUUUUAUUGUGACUGGCUUACAGGAUAUUGACAAGUGUCGACAACAGCUUCAUGAUAUUAGUGUUCCUUUAGAAGUUUUUGAAUAUAUUGAUCAAGGCCGUAAUCCCCAGCUGUACACCAAAGAGUGCCUGGAGAGGGCUCUAGCCAAAAAUGAACAAGUUAAAGGCAAAAUUGACACUAUGAAGAAAUUUAAAAGCCUAUUGAUUCAAGAGCUUUCUAAAGUUUUUCCAGAAGACAUGGCUAAGUAUCGAAGUAUCCGAGGUGAAGAUCAUCCCCCUUCUUAAGCAGUUUGCUUUCAUUAUGUGUUUCUGAAGAAGCCUGUUUACAACUUUCCUUGACUUGUCAUGCCUUUCCGAAAUGUUUGGGGAUACAAUGCUUGAGAUGAAAGUGUUCUUGAAAUGUGGAUCUAGAACGAUUAUUUCAAGGCCAUUACAUUUUACCUCAAGACCAUUGUUUUAAAAGAACUUUCACUGGACAUUGGCAUCUCUUCAAGUUAUACAAGAUAUGUAUAAUCAACUCUCAUUUCUCUUUCUAUGAAUGGUACUCCUUAGAAGUAAAAGAAAGUCAUUAUUGUCAAGUGCCACAGUGUUAAUAGUUCAUAAUCUGUUCAAUGUGAAUUGACAUUGGGUGGAGGAAAUUGUACACAGGAAAAAAAGGUCACUAUGAGAAAUAACUGUCAUUGUCAACUUUUUUUUUUUUACAUUGGCAAGCACAGUUUGGUGGAAGACUUGAAAAUUCGUCUGAGGAUUGUUUUUUUCCUUUGUACUUUUCAUUCCAUUUUUCAUUGUAAAAAGUUGGGGGUCCAUUAUGGAAGUAACUUACAUGUAAUUAGUGGUAUUAGAAUUUUGAACAGUUUAACUUUGAUGCAUAACUGAAGUUUUUUUAGUGUAAUGAUAUUAUUUACUUCAGUUAAGUCAAGUAUAUAUAAUAAAAUAUUUCCAAAUAUUGUUAUUUAACUCUUUAAUUUUUCUUCAAUAACAUUUUCACAGUAGUACUCUAUUCUGUAAGCAUUCAUUCCAUUUUUGCCUCAAGUUGUAAUAAUAUUCCUAUAUUUCAUCUGAAAACAUCUCAAGAAUUUUCCUUUCUUUUAAUAUUUGGUCAACAUUCAACUGCAAAAAAGUUAAAAUCUCAAUUUGUCCCUAACUUGGUUACUGUCUUAAGAAAUGGCUUAAGUGUUGACCAGGACAAUAUUUUAAAAUCAUUGUGUUCUAAUGACUUAAAUUUUACAUUUCACACAGAGAGACAUACUGGAGGUAGAAACUUAAAAAAUUGUGGUUAUCAUAGCAUAUACUUCCUGACCUAUCCGAUUCCAUCUAAAAUUAUGUCUAUUGGAAAAAAAACUUAAACUUCCAACCAUACAGUUUGAGGUAACUUCUUGUCAGUAAAUUGCUAAGUAUGUCUUAAUCUAUUUAGGUCAUGAAAUCUGUGUAUUUCACAUAAGAUUAGCUUUGGUUUCUACGUUGAUGAUGGCAUUUACACAGCUCAAAUUUUGGCUAAGUUGAAGGUAAUGAAUGGAGAAAGGGGAAAAUUGAAGGUGGAGAAAAUACUGGAAAAAAACCAUUAAUCAAAAUCACCUUUAUUUUACCUUUAUCUUUGAUGAUACCAAAAUACAUGCUUCAUUUGUGAGGAUAACAAUCACUUCCCUUUGUCAGGUGCCUUUUCUUAGCCAAGCUUUUUCAGCUUCAAUCUUUGUCCAUAUUGAUAUGUUGGACAUUGUAAGUUCCAUAGAAGCAGUCGUGAAAAACUGGAAAGAGUCCUUUAUUUGAUGUAAGAAUAUCUAGAUUUGAAUUCUGGCUUCUUAUUAAACAAUCUGAACCUCCAUUUUCUUUUCCUUUAUAGUGUACUUUGUGAUUGGUUUUACAAGAAAUUUUUGCAAUGUAGUGUGUAUUUUAGCCUCUUUUUGUUGAAUUAGAGAGGUUAACUUGCCCAAAGCUAUAUGUAAGUAGUCAAGUCAGAAUUUGAACACAGGUCUCCAGAUUCCAGCCCUAGUGUCCUUUCUGCUAUAUUUUACUUCUGUAAGUAAAAUUUGCUAAAUGUACCCCUCAAGACUAACCCGGGAUGGGGCAUCAACAGAUAUAAGUACAGAUCAGAUGCAAAAUCAAUUGAUAGAUUUUCUAGACAUAUGACCCUGGAGGAUUGACUUUGCCAAGUCUCAGUUGUAGAAUUGAGUUAUCAUUGGAAAAAUGCUAAAACUUCCUACUUCAUAGGGUUGUUUUCAGGAAAAUGAUUUACAAACCUGAAAAUUAUUAUAGAUUUGGGAGUUAUUCCAGUUAAUCCAGGGUAGUUUUUACCUGCUACAAAUACCCUUUCUAUGCCAUGAAUACAACAUUUCUAUUCUUUUUCAGUAUAGAUUCUGUAAUCUUCCUAGUUAAUCCAAUUUCCUUUUAAACUAUUAACCAUUCUCUGCUGUUUCUAAAUUAGGUGACAAGUCUUUACUUUUUUUUUAAUUGUAUAUUGGAUUGAUUCAAGUGUCCUUUGUGUUCAUGUGUCUUUUUAAAAGGCCUUUUUGAGGCUCUUCUAUUCUUGAGUCCAGGACCCAAGUCAAAUUGCUAUAUAAGAAUGAUUUUAACUAUUUGUAAGUAUACCUUUGUAGUGUGUAAUUUAUGAAUUUAUUAAUACCAUUUUUUCAUUAUAAUUAGAGAACUGAAUAGGAUCAUGAAGUAAAUCUUUGGCUGGUUAAGGCAUAAUGGUGGUGAUAAAGCCAACCCUGGGUAUUUUCUUGCUGAAUAAGUAUAUCAUACUGACAGAGGAAUGCUGUUUCUCAAACCUCCUCCACCUUCAACACCAUCUACCUCCCCCCAAUCUGCUUUUUUUUUUGCCAUUUGUAAUCUUAUUUUAAAAAAUAUUUUAUUUUUCUCAAUUAUAUGAAAGAGCAGUUUUUAACCUUCAUUUUAAAAAAUAAUGUUGAUUCCUAACCUUCCUCAGGUGACAAGUAAUCUGAUAGAGAUUUUACAUGUGAAAUCAUGUAAAACAUUUUUCUAUAUUAGUAAUUUUGUAGAAGAGAUCUCAAACAAAAAGUGAAAUGUAGUAUGUUUUAAUCUGCAUUCAGACUCCAUCAGUUCUUUCUCUGGAAUCAGAUAGCAUUUUUCAUCAUGAGUCUUUGGGAUUAAUAGAUAGUAUUUCCAACUAUAUCCAUAUCUAGUUAUUUGUGUAAGCUGUUAUAAAAGGAAGUGGAACUGAUGGGUUAACACAAGUCUAUACCCCCACUAUUGGAAAAAAACAACUCAAAACAAUUCUCCAUGUUAUAAGGUCAUGAUAUACAAAGUAGAGGUCAUAAAAUGUAUUUUAUUUUUUACAUUGAUAUUACCUAAAAUGUUUAUAUUGGAUUUACUCUCAUCCCUACUUCUGAAUAUGUGAUACUAAUGGUUUCUGCUAUAUAAGGUGAGCAACAUUUCCAUUUGUUUCUGAAAUAAAAUAUUUUGAAAAUUUGCUUAAA